Messenger RNA from Syzygium oleosum, 1694 nucleotides. RefSeq lists its product as uncharacterized. Bases 629 to 1270 code for a protein of 213 amino acids. The transcript has 6 exons. The record is from RefSeq and is a predicted model, not a curated record. Lineage: Eukaryota; Viridiplantae; Streptophyta; Magnoliopsida; Myrtales; Myrtaceae.
CUCUCUCUCUCUCUCUCUCUCUCUUUCCCUCUGAUGUUUCUUCAGGCAGAAAUUAACACAUCACAUCCUCUCUUCUUUUCCUAGUUUCUUCUCCAUCACCUUCGCAGAUCAUUUGUCCUCUUCUUCUCUCGACAAGAUCCCUGACGCCAUGUUCUCACUUUUACUCCAGAAUCUCUGAACAUAAAAAAAGAAGUCGCUCCUUCAUCUUACACCCUCUGUUUCUCUGCUUUCUCUCUCUCUCUCUCUCUCUCUCCUCGACAAACAUUAACCUCGGUGUAUGUGCGGCUGACAAAAGAAAAAAGGAAUUUUCAUAUUCAUAUUUCGAGCAAUUUAACAAGCGGGUAUGCAUCGGGUCAAUGAGAACUGCUUGGUUCCGUGUUGUCACCAGAGCUUCUGCUGAAGAACAGGGGAGGGGCACAUGGAAAAGCAGGGGAAGAAUCACGACAAGAAUUAGAGGGUCGACUUCUUUUUCGUGAUUGUCAAGGUGGUCGAUAGCUGUUCGGUCGCUUGCCCCAUCCGUUGCGUCAUUCAUUUUUUUUUUAACAUUUUCUUGCUCUCGAUGCGUUGCAUACACUCUCUCUCUCUCUCUCUCAUGGGGUUUUAGACUUUUUCUUGGAGAGUGACGGAAAUGGCGGAAAAUCCAAAGUUGGAACUCGAGAGUAGUGGGCCGGAGGAGAAGAUGGGAACCCAGAAAAUCUCGGUGUCGGAUCACAUGAACGGAUUGCAAGCCGAAAAGUCCGAUGACUUGGUCAUCGACAUGGAAAGUUUCUCGCAUCUCGUUCCUUCUCCUUGCAAGGACAUCAAUUCCAGAGUCACUUUGCAGAGAAGCCUUUCUCGAAAAGGGUCACAGCGAGUGAGCGAGGACAAGGUCAUCUCCAACGCAAGUGCCGCAGAUAAGAACGAGAGCCAACCAGGGAUUGUUCUGGCAACAUCCUCGCCCAGAGGCACGCCCAGAGCUUCACUUCUAGGGUCCAACUCGAUGGACGCAGCUACGAUGGCUGCUCUUGGGACGACCGAUCACGCCAGUAAACUGCAGAACCACCAUCAGAUCACUGUCACCUCCGGAAGCAUCGGGAGUGCUAACGAGAGCAGGUUCACUAUCCGAAGAAAUAGUUUCCGGCGAUCUUCUCCGUCAUGGAUUCUCGAUCCAAAGAGAAUCCUUUUCAUUUUCGCUACUCUGUCGAGCAUGGGAACGAUUUUGUUAAUCUAUUUCACCCUUUCGAUUAGCAAAUCGAGCCCGGAUGGCGGUGAUUUUGACUUGCCGCAGUAAUCCCGGGAUUGUCUUUACAACAGAGACUAGAUUUAGCAUUUACGCUUUGGAGUUUGGACUUUGGAUUCGCAGCACAGAGCUACCUGAUGGUGAGGUCAUUUUCUGGGAUCUUUUGGCACUCUCUUCUUGAUGCGGAAGUUCAACCAGCAAAAGCCAACCAAAAUCAAUGAAGAAACUUAAAGAGAAAGGGAGGGAAAAAAGAAAAUCUUGGGUGGAUGAGAAAUGAUUGGUUUGGGAAAAAUGAAGAAGAAAAGGAGAGGAAAAAGCUGAAUCCAUUCCAUUGUCAUUGAUUUGGCUGGACCAGAGAAAUCUUCAUGGUUGGCCUUUUAGAGGAUUUUUUAUAGGUGAUGACACGCUGCGAAGUGACAAAGAGGAGAAAUCUUCUAUUUUAUAAGUUAGAGAGAGAUCAAAGGCAUAUGGUUGA